ACUUUUCACUACCUUUCAAAUGGCCUUCGUUAGUUGUAGGUUUCUAAUUUUCUUCCUCAUUCUCAUGGCUUCUUUUGCCUCCCUUUGUCAUUGCACAUCAAAUAUUCUUGGUAGAAAGGUGGCAUCGAAAUCAGAUAUUACAAGAGAAAAGAUUGUCGUUGAUUUUUGCUUUAAAUUCCAUUGUAAUUUUCCCACGGGAUGGGAAAAAUGUUACUGUUGUACUAUAUUGAAAUCUGAACCUUGUUGGGUAGACCGUAAUGAUAUCAGAGGGAUAUGGUACUACGUGUCGCAUCCUUACCGGAAAGAAGAGCAAGUUGUAUCAGCUGAUGAUAAGUCAUUUGAAGAUGAUGAAGCGCCCAUCGAGGAAGAGGAGCAUCAUGAUGAAGAGUUCGGUGGAGUACCCACAUAG
Lactuca saligna is the source of this 409-nucleotide messenger RNA. NCBI's taxonomy places the organism in Eukaryota, Viridiplantae, Streptophyta, Magnoliopsida, Asterales, Asteraceae. The record is from the annotation of a GenBank genome assembly.